Symbiodinium sp. CCMP2592 is the source of this 999-nucleotide messenger RNA. Lineage: Eukaryota; Dinophyceae; Suessiales; Symbiodiniaceae. The record is from the annotation of a GenBank genome assembly.
AUGGCCAACCUGCCGCCAGACCGCACGGUCUGGCUCGGCGGCCUUCCCUCCUGGCUGUCGUCGGAGGAGCUGUACCACUGGUGCUGCAGCACUACGUGGCCGGUGUAUGCGGAGGUGGCUCCGAGUGGCCACUCGCUGACAUUUGGCUAUGUCAUCUACAGCUCGCAGGAGGAAGCCGAAGAAGCCGUGACAGCUUUGCCUGCAGGUGUGGCUGGCUACGGGGUCAGCAAACGACCCUGGCAGGGCAAAGGCCAGGGCAAAGCGGCAGCAGCACCGAAAGCUGCAGCUCCGAAAGCUGCAGCAGCACCAGCAGCAGCAGAGGCGGAGGCUGCUGCUGUUCCCAAAGCAGCAGCAAAGGCGAAAGCUGCAGCAGCACCAGCAGCAGCUGCAGAGGAGGCUGCUGCUCCGAAAGCAGCUGCAGAGGCCAAAGCUGCAGCAGCACCAGCAGCAGCACCUGCAGAGGAGGCGGCUGCUCCGAAAGCUGCAGCACCAGCAGCACCAGCAGCAGAGGAGGCUGCUGUUCCGAAAGCUGCAGCACCAGCAGCACCAGCAGAGGAGGCUGCUGUUCCAGCUGCACCAGCAGCAGCACCUCGGACUCCAACAAGUCCUGCUGAGGAGCCAGCAGCAGCAAGGCCAAGGGCAAGCCCGGCAGCAAGCCCAGCGGCAAGCCCAAGCCCAGCAGCAAGCCCAAAGGCAGCAGCAAAGGCAGCAGCAAGCCCAAAGGCAGCAGCAAGCCCAAAGGCAGCAGCAAGCCCAGCGGCCAGUCCAGCAGCAAGCCCAGCGGCCAGUGCAGAAGCAGAGCCAGCAGCAAGCUCAGCACCAGCAGCAGCAGCAGCAGGGGAGCAUCCGUGGCAGGAGGUCUACGAGCAGAGGCCAUGCCGGGAUCCUCGCCUACGGAGCCCACGACCUCCACCUCGCCCUCGAGGCUCCGUGCAGCAGCAGCUGGCGAAUGCCACUGCUGCUAGCAAGUCGCUGGCGGCCACUUGGCAAGAAAUAUAG